UUUUUCCGCAGUAGAUCUCCACACGAUGACGCUCGACAAACCCCAAAUCAUAACUCACGUUCAAAAGUCCCUUACAUAUACAGCGUACGACGUAAAAUGGGUGCCACUGUCGGCGCGUUUCGUGGUGCUGGGGCAGCAUGCGCGGGGGACGGGUGCGCUGCAAGUGUUCGAACUGGAGCACGGUGAUGUUAACUUGGUACACGAGACAGAAAAGCAGCACGCCUUUAAAUGCGGCACUUUCGGCGCAUCAUCUAUCAACAACCGACAUUUUGCAACUGGCGAUUUUGAGGGACGUCUCUCUGUAUGGGAUUUAGAGCGGACCGAGCUGCCGGUGUUCACUGUGCGUGCACACGAGCAAAUCAUCAACUGCAUAGACGGCUGUGGUGGCGCCGGUGCACAAAAAGGACCACCGGAACUUGCCACCGGGAGUAGGGAUGGUGCGGUAAAGAUUUGGGACGUUCGUCAAAAGGACAAGCCUGUUGCAAAGAUUGCGCCAGCGGAAGGCGAAGUGGUGCAUGAUACAUGGGCGGUGGCAUUUGGCAAUUCUUAUAAUGAUGAAGAGCGAGUCGUUUGCGCGGGGUAUGAAAACGGAGACGUGAAGAUGUUUGACCUCCGCGCCAUGUCUCUGCUUUGGGAAACCAACGUGAAGAACGGGGUCUGCUCGAUAGACUUUGAUCGCAAGGAUAUCCCCAUGAACAAGAUGGUUGUUAGCACCUUGGAAUCAAGCUUUACCGCGUUCGAUUUGCGAACACAGCAUCCGGAAAAGGGCUUCGCCAGCGUGACCGAGAAGGCACCGCACAGCACUACGAUAUGGACGGUACGACAUCUUCCACAAAAUCGGGAUAUAUUUGUGACAUCAGGUGGAAAUGGGUCGCUGAAUCUUUACAAGUAUAACUAUCCAGGGCAGCGUUCCAAAAAGGACGCGAAGGGUGUUUCAGAGGGAGUGGCGGGCAGUGUUGAUCUUAUUAACGAUGCACAUGUCGCGGAGCAGCCGGUUGCUGCAUUCGACUGGAGUCCAGAUAAGCAAGGUUUAUGCGUUUUCGCUGCGUUUGAUCAAGCUGUUCGUGUUGGUAUAGUUACGAAGCUUGAUCAGUUUUAAGGUAGAUAUACAUGUGCAGAGAGUGAUUGUAAAUAGAGUGUUGAGGAUCGGAAUUCCUUCACGUAUGUACAUGCUUUUCCCGAUUUAUGUUUACAAAUAUGGCAGAUGCAGUGUCAAACGGGCGAUCUGUAAGGCGAGUUCAGAGGGGCAUGUGUAACUACAAAAACAGAUGAUUCCC
Spizellomyces punctatus DAOM BR117 is the source of this 1277-nucleotide messenger RNA. RefSeq lists its product as uncharacterized. Gene Ontology annotation, molecular function: ubiquitin binding. The record is from RefSeq and is a predicted model, not a curated record. The transcript is spliced from 6 exons. Bases 26 to 1099 code for a protein of 357 amino acids. NCBI's taxonomy places the organism in Eukaryota, Fungi, Chytridiomycota, Chytridiomycetes, Spizellomycetales, Spizellomycetaceae.